This is a messenger RNA of Gymnogyps californianus (California condor), 1381 nucleotides long. RefSeq lists its product as uncharacterized. Lineage: Eukaryota; Metazoa; Chordata; Aves; Accipitriformes; Cathartidae. The record is from RefSeq and is a predicted model, not a curated record. The transcript is spliced from 6 exons. The coding region runs from base 1 to 1008 and encodes 335 amino acids.
AUGGAUUUCAGCUCUCCUUUUACUCUGCAGUGCUUGCUGGUGAUAAUAACUGUUACUCAUGGCUCUGUCACCUGGACCGGUGUGCUCAGCGGCGGCUCAGCAGUCUUUUCUAUGGGAAUUCAAAGUCUGCAGACCUUCUCCAGAAUGAGCAAGAGGGAUGUGAGAUGCCUGACAGCUGUCUUAAAUGAUACUUUGUUGGCCGAGUGCGGCACUUCUACCGGCAGAUGCCUGAACUUGCAGAAUGGCUCUCUAGUGCUGAGGAGUGUGGAGAAAGAGGAUGAAGGAAAAUACGAGUUUGUUUUUCACAACACCACCAGAUUUUUUACACUGGAAGUAUUUGAGCCGGCCAUUGGUAUCCAGUGCUUCCCUAAUGGGACCGGAGAGUUGUCCUGCGACGUGACCAGCGACGAGAGCACCAGCUUUCGGUGGCUGCUGAAUGGCACCGCGCUGAGCGCCCCUGAGGCUUGCAUUAAGGACGGUGGGAAGAAGGUUCGCCUGGACAAAACCGUGCCCGGGGAAUUUGUAUGUGAGGUUUACCACGGGAACAGUGUCACGAGGACCAGGCCCGUUGUGCUGUCUUGCAGCUAUGGAGACCUGCUGCAGUACCCGUGGUUCAUUUACAUCCUGGCAGGAUGCGCAGGGGGUGCAGUUAUCCUGGUGGUGGUUGUGUCCUCAGUCAUAUGUUGCUGCAUGAAGAGGAAACACAAGUUCAUCCCAGUGCCUUCAGAGGAGGAGAAGGAUGACGGACUAACAAUGUCCGUGGUCUCCAGUGAAGGCGUGAAGAGCCCCCCCAAUGGAGACCAUGUCGAGGCUCAAGCUGCCCAAAUCGACUGCCCUUCAAAGCCUGACGCUGCCCAGACUGGUCAAGGCAUUGAGCCCCAGCCUCUCGUGGAAGAAAAUUUACCAGUGGAGAUAGAGCCUGAGGAAAUGCCAGACCCAGAGGUUGUAGUUGAUGUGGAAAGCCAGGAAAACGCCUCGGACUGUUUCCUGGAUCCAACUGAUGACUGAUCUGGCGUGCUUGCUGUUCCACCCUGUAUUGAAGCCUAUGAAUGACACCUGUCCUUUGCAUCCCAUAGUCUCAUUGUGUGUAAGAAUUGGUCCGGAAAAUUUUAGCACGGGAAAGAUGUGAGGUGUCAGGCCUGCUAACCUCAUUUAAAAAAAAAAAAAAGAAAAAGAAAAUAUAAGAAAAAGCACGUGCGUGGCUUCAAGGCUACGCUGCAGUGGGCUGACAGGUUCACUAACAAACAAAACCUGGGCAGCUCUUUGAUGCUUUGCCUGUUAAUAGACCUGCAGUUAACCUGUGGAGCCCUAGAGGACAGCCUGAAAUGAGAGGGGUGGUUCCUCCUGCUCCCUGCCCACCCCACGGCUUGCCAUGUCUUCA